This is a messenger RNA of Manihot esculenta (cassava), 2319 nucleotides long. RefSeq lists its product as uncharacterized. The transcript has 4 exons. Lineage: Eukaryota; Viridiplantae; Streptophyta; Magnoliopsida; Malpighiales; Euphorbiaceae. The coding region runs from base 1 to 2319 and encodes 772 amino acids. The record is from RefSeq and is a predicted model, not a curated record.
AUGGAUCAAAGAGUCGAGCUGCUCGAACAAUCAGUUCAGUCUCUUUCGGGUGGUCAGGAAGGCAUCGCUAAGCGCCUUGAAGAGCUUUUCUCUCAGCUCAAUUCAUGGAUGGACCGAUUGUCCAUUCAGUCCUCUCCUGGAAAGGGAGUCGAAUCUGAGGCACACACCCCUGAGUCUAGAACCAACCUUACUUGUUCUGGGAGUACUUCUUACACUCCUAAACUGGUAAAACUGGACUUUCCACGUUUUGAUGAGAAGGAAGACCCUACAAGUUGGGUUUGCAGGGCAGAGCAAUUCUUUCAAUUCCACCACACGCCGAAUGACGAACGAGUUGAGAUUGCCUCAUUCCAUUUGGUGGGUGAUGCACAAUUAUGGUACCAGUUACUUAAACAAGAGAAUCCUGUAAUUACAUGGGCAGAUUUUAAAGAAGGAUUUUAUGCACGGUAUGGUCCUAACCAACUUAUCGAUUACUUUGGGGAAUUGUCGAAGCUUCAACAGCGUGGUGGGGCCAUUAUCACAAGCACGACAGUUGGCUGCUUUGUCAGCGGGUUGAUCUCAUCCAUUAGAACAGAUGUGCAGGCCAAUCGGCCGAAAUCCUUAUUUGAAGCGAUCGUACUAGCAAGGUUGUAUGAAGCCAGAAAUUCAGUCCAAGUGAAGGGGACCUCCACAACGUCCCUUCCAGCAUUUCAAACAUCACGUCCCUCACCUAUAAUCAGUCAACCAGCAGCAAAUCCUGUAAAACGUCUGACUUGGGAUGAACUCAAUGAAAGAAAGAAAUUGGGUUUAUGCUUCAAGUGCAAUGAGAAAUUUGGACCUGGGCACCGAUGUAAAAAACUCUUUUCAAUUCAAGCAGUUUUAGAAGAGAGUGAUGAUGAUAUGGAGAUGGAGAUAGAAGAGCAAGAUCAAACAGAGGUACCUGCAAUUUCCUUACAUGCAAUCUCGGGAUUUGAAGGACCAGAGACGAUGAGGCUUAGAGGGAAAUUGGCAAAUCAGUUUGGCACUAUUCUAGUGGAUUCUGGCAGCACCCACAACUUUGUGAGUGAGAAAUUUGCACGGAAAGCAGGCAAAGAACCAACUAGAAGCAAAAAAAUUAUAGUGCUUGUUGCUUCUGGGGAGGAACUAAUGAGUUCAGGUAAAUGUGCACAAACUGAAAUUCUGGUUCAGGGAGUUCCAAUUAUUGUAGAUUUAUACAUUUUACCUUUGGAAGGCUAUGAUGUGGUUCUUGGAACACAGUGGCUGCGAACAUUGGGGCCAAUAAUUUGGGAUUUUUCAGAUCUUCUCAUGACGUUUAAUUUGGAUGGGAAGCAAAUAAUUGGAGACCAAUCGGAUUCUCCAGAGAUUUCUAAGCAGCACCCACAAAUUCAAGCUCUCUUGGAUAAAUUCAGAGUCGUUGCGAAUGAACCAGUGGGGCUACCCCCUCAACGGCUCCAUGACCAUAAGAUUCCUCUAAAAAAUUCCGAACCUAUUUCUGUCCGUCUUUACCGCUACCCACACUACCAGAAGACUGAAAUUGAGAAAAUUGUGUCCGAGAUGCUGACUGCAGGAAUAAUUCGACCAAGCCAAAGUCCAUAUUCUGCUCCUGUUUUGCUAUGUCAAUUCGGCCAAAGGGAAGUUAAGUACCUUAGUCAUGUGAUUUCUAAUGGUGGAGUUACUGUAGAUCCAGAGAAGAUUGAAUCCAUUCAAGGUUGGCCGAAACCCACUUCUCCAAAAGCCUUGCGGGGAUUUUUGGGCCUUUGUGGUUAUUACAGGAAAUUUAUACAACAUUUCGGGAAGAUAGCCAGCCCUCUAACCAGGAUGUUAAAGAAAGAUGGUUUCGAAUGGACCCCAAUGGCAGAAGAAGCAUUUGUCAAAUUGAAAAGAGCUAUGACUUGUGCCCCAGUGUUAGCUUUACCGAAUUUCUCUAAAAAAUUUAUUGUGGAGUGUGAUACCUCGGGGACGGGGGUAGGAGCUGUGCUACUACAGGAGCGGCCAAUUGCCUUUUUCAGUCAUGCUCUACAGGGCAACCAUCUUCUCUUAUCCACUUAUGAGAAGGAGAUGCUAGCAUUGGUACUUGCUGUUCAAAAAUGGAGGCCCUAUCUUCUUGGUCAGACUUUCAUUGUGCGGACAGACCACCAGAGCUUAAAGCAUCUAUGGAGUCAACGAAUUACAACAUCAGCCCAACAGAAAUGGCUAUUUAAAUUAAUGGGCUACAGUUUUACCAUUGAGUAUAAGGGUGGCAAAGAAAACAUUGUGGUCAAUGCUUUAUCCAGACGUGAAGAUGACGAACAGGUGGGGGGGACACGUGUUGGCAAUCUCUUGUCCAAUCCCGAAUUGGAUUGA